Puccinia graminis f. sp. tritici CRL 75-36-700-3 is the source of this 1122-nucleotide messenger RNA. RefSeq lists its product as uncharacterized. Lineage: Eukaryota; Fungi; Basidiomycota; Pucciniomycetes; Pucciniales; Pucciniaceae. The transcript is spliced from 2 exons. The record is from RefSeq and is a predicted model, not a curated record. Bases 1 to 1122 code for a protein of 373 amino acids.
AUGACAUCUGUCCGCAAGGCCUAUUUGGCAGAAAGGAAAAGGAAGAAUCGGUCAAAGAAGCAUGCAGAGGAGCGAAUGAGCGAAUUCUCUUUGACUAUCGAUGAUACGGAACAAAGAAAAAGUGCAACACAAGCGUCUGGUACAACACGUCAUCUCGACAAGCAACUGGAGAGGGAGCUUCAGACUGACUCAAAAGAAACAAAUGAAGACAAUAUCACCUGGUCUUCGAGACGGUAUACCAAGCUCGAACUGUUUCCGUACAUGCUAGGCUCAAAUCCCGAUCGCCCACCAACAAGUGGGGAGUUUGACGAAUGCAGGAAGCUCAUAAAUGGAUUCAAACUUUUCAAUUAUGGGAAAGUUGUAAUUCACGACAAGAAAGAUCGAGCCAAGAUUAUCGCCGUUAUGGAGUUCACCCCAUUUGAAGAACUGACGCCUUCUGACUUCACCAACAUCAACUACGUCACACGAUUCCUGCACUCGGCGAAACAAUUUGUGAAUGCGGUUGGAUCUGAAUCGAGGUCUUGGGGAGGCAAAAUGUUUGCAAUAGGUUGGAGGAAGGCUAUGGUUGGAUUUCAACUAAUUGGCCUUUACCGCAAUAAAGCUGCAGAAAUUAUGAAUGCGAACUCCAUACCGUCCAUUGGACAGCCGGACUUUGGUAUUCCACUAGGACAGGACGACUGUGCACCCAAUCUAACCUUCACAACGGAUGGUUUUUUCAAUCCUCCACACUGUGAUACUGAAGAUUUGUCCGAAUUUGCCUUUGGCUUAUUCACUCCAGUCAAUAAAAGCGAUUGGUCCCUUCCGGAUACGGUUUCGGCAUCUCCUACACCAGGACGUGCCUUUGUUUUUCCCGACUACCGAUGUGGAAUUGACUUAUCAAAAAAUAAUGGAGUUGUUAAACUUGUGUGGCGGGCGAAGGAGGUUCGACAUUGCACCUUAUACUCACCAAACCCAUCUCCCUACAACGACCUUGGUAUGUCACUCCAAAUAAACAAAAAGACGGCAAAGACUUCCCACGACAUUACUUCAGGCGCCAUCUUCAAUAGACCGGCGUAUAAGGAUAAACCGAAAGACAAGCUUUAUAUUGGUAAUGUUGAACAUUAUGUUAAAGGACUACUUUGA